This is a messenger RNA of Folsomia candida, 1055 nucleotides long. RefSeq names its product myb-like protein F. The coding region runs from base 141 to 1025 and encodes 294 amino acids. The record is from RefSeq and is a predicted model, not a curated record. NCBI's taxonomy places the organism in Eukaryota, Metazoa, Arthropoda, Collembola, Entomobryomorpha, Isotomidae. The transcript is spliced from 2 exons.
UCAAUUUGAUCGUCUCCCUUUCGUCGUGACGUAAAGUGACGAAAUUCUCACAUAACAGUAUCACUUGGGUUGGGGUAGGUUCAAGGUGGGGAAAAUUGCGUAACUUUGUAAAGUUUUUUUUAGCAACCAUUGCAAAAGUUAUGAAGGCGAUAUUCACAUUUAAAUUGGUAUUUUUAUCCUACCUGAACCUCACCGUCCACGCUUGGCGUCCCCAUGACGACGAAACCUUCCCCCGAGAACCUUCCUCAUCCGAAUGGCGACAUAAAUCCGGCUCUUCGGCGUCAAACAGUGUCACUCCGCUUUUCGGAUUUGGCGUGGGCUACAAGAAAAUUACGCAUUACGUCCCCGUCUUAACGUUUCAGACGAGAAAAGGGGGAAACCGGAGACCCAACGGGAAUGCGGAUGUUGUUGUCCACACCCACGUGGCUGGUGACGGGAAUCGUCCAAGCGUCACGAUUUCCGGGGGCGACAACGACGAUAACGACAAAGCGAAUACAAACGGGAAUAACGACGACCAAACAAACAGUGGCGAAAUAUCGGCACAAAAUUCGCAAAAUUUGCAAACUUCGACCAGCUCUGGGAGCGGGAUUAGUGUGCAGUCCUUCAAUUUAAGGAGUGACGAUAAUCGCGACCCGAGACGGAUUUUGCACCGGGAUAAGAAAACCUAUGGAGAUGAUGACUCAUCCUGCGAAGGGGGGAGGAGUUGUAAAAAUUGGCGGGAAUCGGGCAUUAAAUCAAGACGUGCCGGACAAAGAAGGAGAGCUGGGAGAAUUACGGAUAGGCGGGAGAGCGACAUGUGGGGCGGGAAAGGGCAAAAUGAUGACGCUUGGGGCGGGAAAGGGCAAAGUGAGACGAGGCGAAGUGGUAACCAUGGCAAUGAAAGAAUUUCGUAUCAAGAUAAUGAUUCCCCCGAAAUCAGUAAUGAGAUGAACGAGUAUACGAUUGGUGGGUGGGACUGGACACAAAAAAGUGGGUAUUUCGGGUUUAAAAAAUUGUUCGGAAAUGUGCCGAGAUCUUCGUGGUGAAAAUAAAUAUAGAGGAUAUUUCGAUGGAGG